UCGCCCCGGGGCAGCGUGCGGCCCCGACCCCGCGGGCGCCGCGCCUCCCCGGCUGCAGCGGAGCGGGCGGACGGGUCGGAGGGCGAGUGGCCCAGCCGGCGGGGUCUGCAGCGCGCCGGGCGUCCCAUGGAUAUAGCAACAGGUCCCGAGUCGCUGGAGAGGUGCUUCCCUCGAGGGCAGACGGACUGCGCCAAGAUGUUAGACGGCAUCAAGAUGGAGGAGCACGCCCUACGCCCCGGACCCGCCACCCUGGGGGUGCUGCUGGGCUCCGACUGCCCGCAUCCCGCCGUCUGCGAGGGCUGCCAGCGGCCCAUCUCCGACCGCUUCCUGAUGCGAGUCAACGAGUCGUCCUGGCACGAGGAGUGUUUGCAGUGCGCAGCAUGUCAGCAAGCCCUCACCACCAGCUGCUACUUCCGGGAUCGGAAACUGUACUGCAAGCAAGACUACCAACAGCUCUUCGCGGCAAAGUGCAGCGGUUGCAUGGAGAAGAUCGCUCCUACUGAGUUCGUCAUGCGGGCGCUGGAGUGUGUGUACCACCUGGGCUGUUUCUGCUGCUGUGUGUGCGAGAGGCAGCUGCGCAAGGGGGACGAGUUCGUGCUCAAGGAGGGCCAGCUGCUGUGCAAGGGCGACUACGAGAAGGAGAAAGACCUGCUCAGCUCCGUGAGCCCGGACGAGUCUGACUCUGUGAAGAGUGAGGACGAAGACGGAGACAUGAAGCCGGCCAAGGGGCAGGGCAGCCAGAGUAAGGGCAGUGGAGAUGAUGGGAAGGACCCGAGAAGGCCCAAAAGGCCCCGGACCAUCCUCACCACGCAGCAGCGACGAGCUUUCAAGGCGUCUUUUGAGGUCUCCUCCAAGCCCUGUCGGAAGGUCCGAGAGACACUGGCAGCAGAGACAGGCCUCAGCGUGCGUGUGGUCCAGGUCUGGUUUCAGAACCAAAGAGCAAAGAUGAAGAAGCUGGCCCGGAGGCACCAGCAACAGCAGGAGCAGCAGAACUCUCAGCGGCUGGGCCAAGAGGUUCUGUCAAGCCGCAUGGAGGGCAUGAUGGCCUCCUACACGCCGCUGGCCCCUCCGCAGCAGCAGAUCGUGGCCAUGGAGCAAAGCCCCUACGGAAGCAGUGACCCCUUCCAGCAGGGCCUCACGCCGCCCCAAAUGCCAGGUGACCACAUGAACCCCUAUGGGAACGACUCCAUCUUCCACGAUAUCGAUAGUGAUACCUCCCUCACCAGCCUCAGCGACUGCUUCCUCGGCUCUUCCGACGUGGGCUCCCUGCAGGCCCGCGUGGGGAACCCCAUCGACCGGCUCUACUCCAUGCAGAGCUCCUACUUUGCCUCCUGAGAGCCAGCCGGGCCGCAUGGACACUUGGGCCUGGGCCUAAGGUGGGGCCACAGGCCUCUGCAGCCAGCCGGCCCCCCAGCCCGCUACCCGCUCAGACUCUACCGACAGCCAUACGGUGCCCUCCCCUCGGCCAGCCAGACCUGGCUCAAGUGCCCAUUGGGUACAGCCAGACAAGGCAGAUGGGUGCAGCCUGGGCAGGGACUGUGUCCUGCCCACAGAGACCUUGUGACCCCUGGGGACCCAGAGCUCUUGGACAGCCACUCACCUCCCAGCCCUUUGACUUCAUCACUACCUUCCCCAUCCCUGCCUCUUUUUUGGGGGAAGCUU
This is a messenger RNA of Mastomys coucha (southern multimammate mouse), 1662 nucleotides long. RefSeq names its product LIM homeobox transcription factor 1 beta (gene Lmx1b). Gene Ontology annotation, cellular component: nucleus. Lineage: Eukaryota; Metazoa; Chordata; Mammalia; Rodentia; Muridae. Gene Ontology annotation, molecular function: DNA-binding transcription factor activity, RNA polymerase II-specific; RNA polymerase II transcription regulatory region sequence-specific DNA binding. The transcript has 8 exons. Gene Ontology annotation, biological process: regulation of transcription by RNA polymerase II; neuron differentiation. The record is from RefSeq and is a predicted model, not a curated record. The coding region runs from base 127 to 1335 and encodes 402 amino acids.